Molecule: messenger RNA, 809 nt
Organism: Penaeus vannamei (Pacific white shrimp)
Lineage: Eukaryota; Metazoa; Arthropoda; Malacostraca; Decapoda; Penaeidae
Source: RefSeq, a predicted model, not a curated record
GCUCUAGAUAAUAAAGACAAAUUUUUAAGUAGUUUCGUUAAUUAGUUAUCGCUGGUUCGAGAGGAGGGUAUUUAGAUUACCCUACGGGUUAUCGCAGGUUUUCCCCGGUGCAACCCUUUGUGCUUUGUUCCUGACGGCGACUUUGCAGCCGAUUUUUUCUAACAUUUAGUGAAGUAAAAGGAACGUGUUGGUUGAAAGGAUGGCGGAGGGGGCGAGUCCGGUCCUAUAGUCAAUUAAAAACAUGGAAUUGCUUUCUGAUUAGCCCCCUUUAUGCAACAUGGAUAGAGUGUGCGGCAUAACAACCACACCUUAGGCUAUUCUGAGCUUGCAAUAAGGUCCCCAAAAGCCGUGCAAGGAUGUCAAGCAGAUUAGACCGGUUGUUCCUGCUGCUGGAGACAGGAGGCUCUGGCGUUACACGGCAGGCGGCAGCACAACAGCUAGGGGAAGUGGUUCGCCUGCAUCCCCACGAUCUUAACUACCUCCUGAGUCGCGUCCAUGUGUACCUGAGCUCUAAGUCAUGGGAAACGAGAAUAGCUGCAGGUCUUGCAGUCGAGGCCAUAGUGAGGAACAUUCCGCAGUGGAAUCCACAGCCUGUGAAGAGAGAGUAUGUUGAUGAGGAAAUGUGCAAGCCAGUAGCGGGCCGGCUGUCACUGGGCUCUUUUAACAUCAGCCAUGUCCUGCAGAAAGGGUCGUACCUCAUGGCUGCCGAUGAGAAGCAGUUCGAGGCAGAGGAUGAAAAUAUUCAUCAAAUCUUGCAAAUACAAGUUACAUGUUUAUAUACUGCCUUGAUUGUAGCUAGAAAUGGAUAA